UAUAUGAACGUCCUGCUGGCACAUAGUGUACACAUAUGGGGCAAACAGGCACUUGAGGCUUACACUUGUGUGAUUAUGAAGGGCUUAGCACAGGGCUGUUGGGGUGCAUUUGGGAUGUUUGAGUUUGCUUAACUGAACAUCCCUCCUCAUGCAUACUGGAACAGGCACAUGGUUACUGGCAUUGACAAACUCAUCACACACACACAUGCUGUGUGCAGCUGACAGCUCAGCUCUAGGGUGCAGACAGAGAGAGGCAAAGGUAUAUAUGGUAAUGCUUUUUCUCAGAAUUAAGCAAACUCUUUUUGCGUACCAAGUCUGAGCCCGUCUCUGCGCUGCGAUGAACGCUUCGCGCUUGCUCAGCAUGGGAAUCCCCACUCAAGCCCCAAACAGCACCACGGUGAGCGCGAGCACUCUCGCCCCGUGGAAUUACAGCGCAGUGAGCGCGCACAAGCUGAUGGAGCUGCCGGCGCGGGCCACUACGGUGGCAAUGGUGCAGGAUGUUCGACAUCCUUUCCCCACAGUGGAUGUUCCAGACCACGCUCACUACACCAUCGGCUCUGUCAUUCUGGCAGUGGGCAUCACCGGCAUGGUGGGAAACUUCUUGGUCAUGUAUGCCUUCUGCAAGAGCAGGAGUCUGAGAACACCAGCCAACAUGUUCAUCAUUAAUCUAGCUGUCACUGACUUUCUGAUGUGUGUCACUCAGACGCCAAUCUUCUUCACCACCAGUUUGCACAAGCGAUGGAUCUUUGGGGAAAAAGGUUGUGAAUUAUAUGCAUUCUGCGGCGCUCUGUUUGGUAUCUGCUCAAUGAUCACACUCACGAUUAUUGCAGUAGAUCGAUACUUUGUGAUCACUCGUCCUUUGGCAUCUAUUGGCGUUAUGUCCCGCAAACGAGCCCUGUUAAUACUCUCUGCUGCUUGGGUGUACUCUAUGGGCUGGAGCCUGCCUCCAUUCUUUGGAUGGAGUGCGUAUGUCCCUGAAGGUCUGCUGACAUCCUGUUCAUGGGAUUACAUGACUUUCAGUCCUUCUGUACGAGCCUACACAAUGCUGCUCUUUACUUUCGUUUUCUUCAUCCCACUUUUUGUCAUCAUGUAUUGCUACUUCUUCAUCUUCAGGGCCAUCCGAGAUACCAACAGAGCUGUGGGAAAAAUCAAUGGAGAAGGAGGACCCAGAGACUCUAUCAAGAAGAUGCAUCGAAUGAAAAAUGAAUGGAAGAUGGCAAAGAUAGCACUCAUAGUGAUUCUUUUGUAUGUCAUCUCCUGGUCUCCGUACUCGUGUGUGGCUCUUACUGCUUUUGCUGGCUACGCUGACAUGCUCACACCCUACAUGAACUCUGUGCCUGCUGUGAUUGCCAAAGCAUCUGCCAUCCAUAACCCAAUCAUCUAUGCCAUCACUCACCCCAAAUACAGGUCUGCCAUUGCAAAAUAUAUACCAUGUCUGGGAGUCCUGCUGUGUGUGCCUCAUAGAGACCGGUUCAGCAGCAGUAGCUUUAUGUCCACACGACGCUCUACUUUGACAAGCCAGUCCUCAGAGACCAGCAACAUGCACCGUGCCGGAAAGACACGCUUGUCCUCUGUGUCUGACAGCGAGUCGGGCUGGACAGAUACAGAGGCAGAUCUCACCAGCGUGAGUUCACGCUCUGCUAGUCGUCAGGUCUCAUCUGACAUCCGUAAAGAUUUGUCAGACUUCAAGCACACCAGCUCUCUGAGGCUGAAUGUCAAGAGCAGAGACUCAGGUAUCUUCGACAGAACCUCGGCCCAGAGUCUAGCUGAGCCAAUCUUGAACCGGACCUGUACAUACAUCAGCACGGUGGGCGACAAAGAUGAGAUCUCCAUGGCUGAGGUCAGCCUGUCCAGUUGUCUCUCGUCCUCUGCAAAUACAGUCUCAGAGAACUUGGAUGAGAAAAGACUGUUGGCUCGGAUCCCUUCUAUCAUUGUGACGUCAGAGUCCAGUCCUGCCCUCCUCUCAGAGGGGCGCAGCGGUGGCCCAUCCAGACAGCUCCCAGGUGCUCCGGUGGAGGCAGCCUCUGUCACUGCGGAAGCUGCUGGGAUCGACUGAAUACUUGCUGCACUACUACUUAUUUAUACUUCAGGACAACAUCUUAACAGACUCUUGGUCAUUGGAAUUAUCCCUUCCUCCUUUUUGUCUCCUUUACACAGGGCUCAAAAAUGAACCUGCAUGCAGUUACAGCUGACACCUGAAAUUUGGCUGUGUUGUAUUUGUUGUACUUUUGCCUGUUUUGAGGUGAAAAAUGGGCAACCACAGGCUACGGGGUAAACAGGGUCUUUAUUUUUGAAAGAGGAUCCCCUUUAAGGCUUCUUUCAGUGGUGUGGAGAUAAGCAUCUCCUCUCAGGGAAGAAUGACAGUUCUGUGGGAAAAGCAGCGAUCAGUGUCUCAGUUAUGGAUUGACGCUGCUCAGAAUAUGUAUUUAGAUACAUCCAUCUCUUCUUCAUCCAUUAAAAAGUCGUGCUGCAGGCCAUAGGAAUAAACAGUUCCCUGCGUCUGCAGAAGAUUAAAAAUAACACAAUGUGACGAGAACUUUCAAACACCUAUUUUUUACAUAGCCAGAAAUUAAAUUCAAUGAAGGGUAGAGCCUUGUCUACAUGUGUAAUCACUCUAGGACAGAAACAUGGAUAUUUUAAUGUUUCUAUAAAGGUAAUGUGUGUAAUUGUUUAUGUAUAUACUGUAUGUAAAAGUGUUUUAAUUAUAAUGGCUGAUAUAGAUAAAUGUUUGAUGCUUUCUAAUACUACUUCAUUGAAAUAUAUUAAAAACAAAACAAUAAAAGCUAAAAUCAAUCAGUCAUUCAGAAUGAAUAAAGUGAAUUUAGGCAUCAUAACAUUAUAAUGUACUGUCUAAAAAUAUAUAUAUUCAUUUUCAGAUUUGAUAAAGAUUACAAUUAUCAAUACUUUUAACAAAUUGACUUUAUCUUCGCUGUUAAACACUUCAGCUUUGAGUUUUAGGUAUUCCCACCAACAUCAUAAUAAAAACAAGCACUUUGAUAACCAAUUAUUCUUGAUGCUGAUUGAAUACAUUUGUAGAUUUUUUUUCCAGCACUGUUAGGCCAAUGCAUAUAGUUGUAUAUAUAUUAUUGAAUGUUAAUGAGAAAGUGCGCUCAACAAAUGAUCUUGACUGUAUGAUUUCUCAUGUUUCUGUAUCCACAUGUGAAUAUUCAUAGUUGUGAUUGUCUGCAUGCUUUCUUAUUAAUAUAAAAUAGGCUCCUCACUGAUCCUCACUUUCCAUGCAGUCUACAGUAACCCAUAUUAUUGUGAAAAAUUGUCUUCUAAAUUCUGGUCUCAGAGCCCAUGGCUUUAAUGAACUGUACCUUUCAGAUGCAGAUUUGCCUUUCUGCUGGAUUUCAGGGAUGCUUUAGUGGGAUUAUUAUGCCAGCAUCUGGGAGUCCCUAGGGUUUAUAGGAAAAACACUUUUAACAAGAUUAGUUUUGGGAAAGUGCCCAGUCAAAACACUCCAUUGCUUUUAAAGGCUGCUGUUUUGUCAAAGUUACAUACACAAUCUCAGAUAAUGGUCUUUGACGCAGUUCAAAUGCACUGUCACUCUCUCUAUCUCUCCUGAGAGAUACGGUUACCUUUUAAUUUUGAUGGUAAGUGUUCUUCAUAGACGAGUUUAUGAUUUGACGAGGUUGGUUUGCAUAUUUACUGAUGUUGCCAGAAUGUUCACCUGAUAAGCAACUCUUCAUUUAGCGGUGACACACGUUUAGCAGUGAACACAUUCUGUAUAUCCAGUCACUCACAGUUAUCAUGUAGGUCAAUAGUGUGUCUGCUGACUUGCGUGUGAUUUGUUGUCUGGACGCCGUCGGGUGACAUAAUCAAGUGUUAUAAAUGAUAAGUUAUCCUAUUAGCUAAAGCCACCAGGUCAUAUUAUUUGUGAGAACAUUGUCACGUCUUCACUGCCCUUCCCUUUCCUGUUCUAUUGACUCUAAUUCUAAUGUUCACCCCUUAUUAUAUUAAUAGUUGCAUUGUAAAAUUCAUAAUGUUCAUUGAUUUACUGUUUAUAAAUGCACUUGCAAAUUAAGGCAGACUUUAUUUCUCAAUACCCGUAAAACUGCAUUUGUAUAUUUUUUAAUUAAAGCAGCUGUACAUAAUUUUUUUCUUUCCAAACUCUCCUGAACAUCUGUUCUGAGAUUAUGUAAUUUGGAACAAAUUCUGUGAAAAGGUUGGUCCCAGCUUACAAAAAAUAUGUUUCUAAGAACAUUCUGUUAUUGUCAUUAUUGAAAGAAAAUGUCAUUUCUCGAUGUUCUUUGAAUGUUCAAAACGUCCGAUUUAUUUUAUAAUUUUGCAAACAUUAUUGGAGCGCUAUUUUUAAAAGUACCUGAAUGUUCUGUACAAGAAGCAACAUUAAAAAUAUAUAAAAUAAAUAAUAAUAAUAUAUUUUGAGAGCAUUGAAGACCAGAUGAAACUCUAAACAAACAUUCUGUUACUGGAAGACUGCUUGUUGAUCUACUUUGAGAGAACCUUGACAGAAUGUUAGCCAAAAUUGUGAGAAUCUUCCUUAUGUCAGAAUCAAAUGCUUUUGUACAACUAUAGUGUAAUUACAUUAUAUAUGUAUUAGUUAUAUAUUUAGGCAAUGGAUUACACUCACUUAAAUGUAGGGGGCUCUAAAGUCACAAAAAUACACAAAACUGCUUACAGUUGCUUUAAAUAAUGGAUAUUUAGUUGGUUUUCCACUUAUAAUUGUCCUAGAAAAUUGUCCUGUGGCUUCAUGAUUCUUGCAUAUUAAUUCAAACCAUUUGUGACGAGUAAACCAGUGUGUUUAUGAUGCUUCCACAGUGCAAACCACAGCAAUCAAUUCAUACAGUCCUCACCUCAGCAGCUUCUCUAACAUGGAAAGGGACUGGAAACAUGUAGGCUUGUGAAUGUUUCUUAGUCAAGAGGUCCAGAUUAGAUGUAACGUGUGACUGUUAGUCAGAGGUGCUGAUGGCUGCUAUCUGGCAAUUUGCACUGCAGGACUGAAGCCUUUUGUUAAUAUUCAUCACCCAAAAUAAAUAAAAAGAAAGUAAAAAAGCAAAUUUCCCCCUCAUAAACUACUUCCCAAUGGUCUGGAAAAGCCUUGAGCAGCCUAUAAUGUAAGCAGUUGGUGGAAAGUGGCUCUGCAUUUAUAUAAGAUUCACUCUGACUCUUACAAUGAGCUCUGAACAAGGUCACAGGCCCCUGGAGAUAGGAUUAAAGAGUCAACAACUCUAUUCCACUGACUUUUUUCUUCUUUUUUUUCAAUUUAUAAUAGAGUAUAUAUAGCCUGGACUCUCUGACCUAAAUUAGAGAUGAUCUGAGUAUCUCUGCUGACCUUAUGUUGGGGCCGCUGCAAAACCAUAUUUUAUAGUCCUACUUUGGUAUUUUGUAUUUAUAUUUCUUUACUUAUUGUUUCUCCUAAUCUGUAAUUUUUGUGUGGUGCUACUGAGUUUUCGUCACAGCUGUUCUUCAUGCACAUUUUGGA
Messenger RNA from Carassius auratus (goldfish), 5446 nucleotides. Its product is annotated as melanopsin-A-like. The coding region runs from base 338 to 2056 and encodes 572 amino acids. Lineage: Eukaryota; Metazoa; Chordata; Actinopteri; Cypriniformes; Cyprinidae. Gene Ontology annotation, cellular component: membrane. The record is from RefSeq and is a predicted model, not a curated record. The transcript has 11 exons. Gene Ontology annotation, molecular function: G protein-coupled receptor activity. Gene Ontology annotation, biological process: visual perception; G protein-coupled receptor signaling pathway.